AUGCAGGGGCUGGAGGAGGAUGGCAAGAAGGAGGACGAUGGGGAGGAGUUGGAAGUGGUUGAGGACACAGAGGAGGAGGUGGAGGUGAUUACGAAGUACUACGGCACCGAGCUCGUCAUCAAGGAGGAUGACAGUGUGGGCUCAGUGUCAUUGUCUCUUGAAGAUGACGUGACCAGCACCAGCUUGAAGAUCGAGUCAUCGUUCUACGAUGAGGUUGCGCUCGAUCACAGCAACAUUUUUUGCGACCUGCCGAGCCCUCGAUGUCCUCUGCCCAAGCAACCAUCCACUCCAAAGUGCCAACGCAACAUCGAGGAUUUCGUCCAUAACCUUCCGAGUCCUCUGUGCCCAUCAUCUGUGAUUGCGGAGUAUCCAUCUCCAUCAAAGUGGUGCCAGUGUAACACAGAGUAUUCUCCACGGCUCCUGCUGUCAGGGCUCCCACGGGAUUCAUCUCCGCCAAAGAGCCAGCAUGAAGACAGAGACAUUGACCACCGGUAUCAGCCACUGCUCUUACCUUCGCUGACGAAACUUGAUGGAGACAUCGCACACCCCAUUCUUACGCUGCAAGCAUUACCAACGAUGUUGUGA
Molecule: messenger RNA, 585 nt
Organism: Sparassis crispa
Lineage: Eukaryota; Fungi; Basidiomycota; Agaricomycetes; Polyporales; Sparassidaceae
Exons: 2
Coding region: 1-585 (194 amino acids)
Source: RefSeq, a predicted model, not a curated record